UUACGGUCGUAGUGAAGGAACACCGACUGAAAAAGGAUUACGCAUUGAUGCACAGGCUGCAUUGAACUAUAUUAAAAAGAAUGAAGUAUUUAAAGAUACAAAGCUUAUAAUUUACGGACAAUCAUUGGGUGGAGCCGUCGCAAUUGAUUUGGUUUCAAGAUAUGAAGAACAAAUUGACGCAUUAAUUAUUGAAAACACAUUUUUAAGUGUG
This is a messenger RNA of Racocetra persica, 211 nucleotides long. NCBI's taxonomy places the organism in Eukaryota, Fungi, Glomeromycota, Glomeromycetes, Diversisporales, Gigasporaceae. The record is from the annotation of a GenBank genome assembly.